Molecule: messenger RNA, 795 nt
Organism: Humulus lupulus (European hop)
Lineage: Eukaryota; Viridiplantae; Streptophyta; Magnoliopsida; Rosales; Cannabaceae
Product: glutathione S-transferase T3-like
Exons: 2
Coding region: 1-795 (264 amino acids)
Source: RefSeq, a predicted model, not a curated record
AUGUCUUCCAGUCGAACUGCUUCAUACUCACUUGAAGAAGACAUGCACUUGUGCCAUGUAUAUAUUGACAUUUCUCAAGAUCCAAUCAUAGGAAGAAACCAAUCAGGUAACAGUUUUUGGGCAAGAGUUGAAUCAGAGUACCACAAGAAUGAGAAAUUUAGUAAUCAACCUCGACCACGAAGAUCUUUGCAAACUCGAAUGACUACCAUUAUUGGUGCAGUUGCAAAAUUAAGGGGAUGCAUCAACCAAAUCCAAAAUAAAAAUCCAAGUGGUGCUUCACAAGAAGAUAUUAUAAGUUUAAAUCAAGCGAAGAUGUUAUUAGCCCAAGAAAAAAAAUAUAGCAGAGGCUUCAAAUUUGAUCAUGUGUGGCCCAUACUCAAACACAUUCAGAAAUUUACAAGUGAUGACAACAUCAAUGAACCAAGUAGAUUCCAACAAGAUGAUCCUAAUUUUACUUCGUCAAAAUCAUCAUCUCACAAUUUUGAUUCUCCGACAUCAGCAUCCAUCGGUAUGAGUUCAUUUGAUCUUAAUAUAAAUAAUAAGGAAAUCAUUACUAAUUCAACUGAAAGACCUAUUGGUGUGAAAAAAGCAAAGGCAAAACAAUUAGGUGAUGAUCACUUUAACAAACUAAUGGAACAAAGUAAAAAACUCGUUCAAGUUAUUGAAAAGAGUAACACAGAUAGAAAUGAACGUCAUAAAAGAAAGACUGAAGAUAAAAUUUUAUUCACGGAUUUGGAUUCUAUAUCCGAUCCAGAGUUUCGCCAGUACAUUCAAAGCGAAAAAAGAAGAACUUAA